AUGCUGGUUCCGUGUGGGUGAGUGUGGACAAGAUGGACCACAAAGUGACUCCGCAAACUCCGCAACAAGACCGUGCCGUGGACCACCAGAAAGGGAUGGAGAGUCUCCCAAUUACUCGACGAAUGCGGCGACAUGUGCUCGGUGACCACCCAGUAUCGAACUCCAAGGGGUGGGCCUGCCCUUGGCUUUAUGUAUGUAUGGAUCCAGGGACGACGGACUUUCGAUGCUGAUAUAUCAUGGUACCAUCCCGUUCUCCUCUGCCCCGUCCCAAGUCCAAGUUGAUCUCAAUCUCUUCCAUCACAUAUUCCAACGACCAAGUCCGAAACUUCACCCUUCGGAAUCUGUAGUCGAAAUUACCAUCAGACAUCCCAUCAUGGCGGACAAACCACACACAUCUCCUGUAGAGGAGAAGCCCUCGCCGGCAGGGAUCACAGUUACGAUUGAGACCACAACCACACCAAACGAUCCCAAUGGGAAGAAGUUCGGCCAUACCAGGCAGAACGACUCCGUCUCAUCCACCUUCUCCCAAGCUUCCGCCAUCUCCACAUCAUCGACCAACUCAGAAAAGCCCCUCAUCGUCAACGAGAAGCGUCUCACUUACCAGUCGACAUGUCCGACCAUCGUUGACCUUGAGGCCCAGACCGAGGAGGAUGAAUACAAGCAGAAGCCCCUGGGCCGUAUCCGAUACGCGAUCCUCACCAUCUACCGCCGGCUCUUCACUGUAGCCUUUAUGGGCAAUGCCAUUGCUUUUAUCAUCAUGAUGAUCAAGGGUGCCGCUCCCAUGGACCUGGUCAACGCUGCUGCUGUCAAUAUCGCUGUCUGCGGUCUGUGCCGUCAGCCCCUUGUCAUCAACGCCCUCUUCCUCAUCUUCGGAUCCAUCCCCAGAUCUGCCCCCAUUAGGAUCCGCCGCUUGGCGUGCAAGAUCUUCCAUUUUGGCGGCGUCCACAGCGGGACAGGUGUGGCAUCGGUCAUUUGGUACAUUGGCUUCGCCGCCGUCUUCACGUACAACUACACGCCAUCCGUCAUCAACACCACCGUCCUGACCUUUGUCUGGCUUGUACUGGGCUUCCUCCUCUCCAUCGUCAUUGUCGCCUACCCCACGUUCCGCAUGAGGUUGCACGACUACUUUGAGCUGACCCACCGCUUCGCAAACUGGAUUAUCCUCGUCCUAUUUUGGAUCCUGCUCAUCUUGUUGGGCAAGCAGGAGGCCAAUCUGGGUCACUUUCUCCUUCAUCUCCCCGCCUUCUGGAUCAUCAUCGUCCUCACGCUUGCCACCAUCCACCCGUGGCUGCUGCUCCGCAAGAUCCCCGUCAAGCCCGAGCCUCUCUCCGCCCACGCCAUCCGUCUUCACUUCAGCCACACCGAAGUCGUCUUUGGCCAGGGCAUCUCGGUCGCCAAGCACCCUCUCAAGGACUGGCACAGCUUCGCCUGCUUCACGGACAAGUUCGACACCCCCGACGCCAAGUUCUCGUGCAUUGUCUCCAAGGUCGGCGACUGGACCAAGUCCACCAUCAACGACCAGCCCACCCACCUCUGGAAGCGCGGCGUCCCCACUUACGGCUUCGGCUACGUGCUUCGCAUGUUCCCCAAGAUCAUCGUCGUCACCACCGGCUCCGGCAUUGGCCCCUGCCUCUCCUUCAUCGAGGAUGCCAACAGGCCCGAUAUGCGCGUCAUCUGGCAGACCAAGUCUCCCCUCAAGACUUAUGGCCAGCGCACCCUGGACCUCGUUCACAGGAUGGAUAGCAACCCCGUCAUUCUUGACACCUCCAUCACCGGUCGCGUGGACAUGCUGCCUAUCGUUCUCCGGCUCUUCAAGGAGUUCAACGCCGAGGCAGUGUGCUGCAUCAGCAACCCCAUGAUGACCAAGAAAAUCGUGCAUGGGUGCGAGAUGCGAGGCAUUCCGGCCUAUGGCCCCAUCUUUGACAGUUGAGCUGGCUCUUUCACUGUCUUUCUUUUUUUUUUCUUCUGGUUGAGUUUUUGUUGUUUUGUGUACAGAAUUUUUGUUGUCGUUAUCUUUAUUGCAAAUUGGAUACUAAGCGCGGCGCAAAAAAAGACAAAAGGCGUAAUAUUUUUGGAUGUUUUUAUAACCACGAACGGAAACGCGGCGGGUUCGAACGUUACGAAAGACAAGAAGACCAUGACUUCCACUUACAUAUCAUGAUGACAUAUACCACACACGAUCGUUAUAUGGGUUGGUCGGUUGGUUGGGGUUCCUAAAGAAGGAAAGGAACAGACAGGCCUCGGGACUAUACUAGAUACCACCUUAGAGAUAUACCUCAUUAAUACAAGACCAAAAAAGGUCGUCACGAUCUUUUGAACAAAAUACCACAUA
Neurospora crassa OR74A is the source of this 2332-nucleotide messenger RNA. Its product is annotated as integral membrane protein TmpA. The transcript has a single exon. NCBI's taxonomy places the organism in Eukaryota, Fungi, Ascomycota, Sordariomycetes, Sordariales, Sordariaceae. Bases 194 to 1930 code for a protein of 578 amino acids. Gene Ontology annotation, biological process: regulation of conidium formation; conidium formation; sexual sporulation resulting in formation of a cellular spore. The record is from RefSeq and is a predicted model, not a curated record.